UACCUUACAUUGAAUUCAAACAACAAAGAUUUUUGUAUUUUUUUUGUUAAUUUUCUUACAAUAGAGAGCAGCCAAAAUCAACACUCUGUCAAUAAGCCUUAAAGCUUUUCUAUUUCCCUUUUUCUUUCUUUUCUUUUCUCUCUCUCUUUCUAUAGUGUUGGUUUGUAUGUUUCUUGAAGUUCCAACUUUACAGCUCAAAGUUCCAUUUUUCUAUCUUUCUCUGUCUGGACCUUUUUUUUGUUUUUUUUAAUUUUUUUUUUUGAGUGUUAGCUGUGAAAUGAACUUUGGGUACUCACUUGCAGAUCGAAUCUAGCAUUUUCAGGGAUCAUUCUCUUUUCCAUUGCUGGUUUUGUGGUGUCACAUCCUGUUUACUGUAUGUCCAAGGGAACCGUAGCACAGCGUAGUCCGCCUGAUGUUCUUCAGUAGCCUUAUUAUGCUUGAUCAACGCCAAGAUGGGCGACUUCUCUUCGAAAAUUCAGGAUUUGUUGUUUUUAAGCGUGCUGUUGCUUUGCAUUUUCCCAAGACUUACACUAGCACUCAAUCCUGAUGGUCAAGCGCUUGUCAAUUUUAGGAUUGCAAUAUCUGGUUCCGAUGGUGUUCUUGAGCAGUGGAGACCAGAAGAUUCUGACCCAUGUGGCUGGAAAGGGGUACAAUGUGACUCAAAAUCAAAGAGAGUUACAUCUUUAAGCCUCCCUAAUCACAAACUGAGUGGAUAUAUAUCACCAGAUAUUGGGAAGCUAGACCAGUUGCAGUUUCUGGCUCUUCAUGACAAUAAUUUCUAUGGGGCAAUACCUCCUGCAUUGGGAAAUUGUACAAACCUGAAAUCUCUGUUUCUUCAGAGUAAUUAUUUAAGCGGAUGGAUUCCUGAUGAGUUGGGAAACCUUCCUGAGCUUGAGAAUCUAGAUCUUUCAAGCAACUCUCUCAGUGGAAACAUUCCACCAUCCCUUGGCAAGCUGAACAAUCUUGGCAUUUUCAACGUGUCAACAAAUUUCUUGGUUGGGCAGAUACCUUCAGAUGGACACCUUGCCAAGUUUGGAAAUGAUUCCUUUCUUGGAAAUCGUAACUUGUGUGGCAAACAAGUUAGUCAGGACUGUAACAAUGGAGGUCCUUCAAUAUCCCCGUCCCCGGGUUCAGCCCAAAGCCAAAAUAAGAAUGGUCGACUACUUAUAAGUGCAUCUGCCACUGUGGGUGCACUGCUUUUGGUGGCACUGAUGUGUUUCUGGGGCUGUUUCCUCUACAAGAGACUGGGUAAAAAUGAUGGCAAAAGUCUUGCGAUGGAUAUUUGUGCAGGUGCAUCGAUUGUGAUGUUCCAUGGAGAUUUACCCUACUCUUCCAAGGACAUCAUCAAAAAACUGGAGAUUCUGAAUGAAGAGCACAUUAUUGGUUCUGGGGGCUUUGGAACUGUAUACAAACUUGCAAUGGAUGAUGGCAAUGUAUUUGCCGUGAAGAGAAUUAUCAAGAUGAAUGAAGGCUUCGAUAGAUUCUUCGAAAGGGAGCUUGAAAUUCUUGGAAGUAUUAAGCACCGGUAUCUGGUAAAUCUGCGAGGAUAUUGCAAUUCUCCGACAUCAAAGUUGUUGAUAUAUGACUUUUUAUCAGGAGGUAGCCUAGAUGAAGUUCUGCACGAGAGAUCUGAGCAGUUAGACUGGGGUGCACGGCUGACUGUAAUCAUGGGAGCUGCAAAAGGGCUGGCAUAUUUACAUCACGAUUGUUCACCUCGAGUAAUACACCGUGACAUAAAGUCUAGCAACAUUUUGCUUGAUGGAAACUUUGAGGCUCGAGUAUCUGAUUUUGGACUGGCCAAAUUACUCGGGGAUGAGGAGUCUCACAUCACAACAAUUGUAGCUGGCACAUUUGGGUAUUUAGCUCCAGAAUACAUGCAGAGUGGUAGGGCUACAGAAAAGACAGAUGUUUAUAGUUUUGGAGUUCUGGUUCUUGAAGUCAUAAGUGGGAAGCGGCCGACUGAUGCAUCAUAUAUUGAGAAGGGCUUCAAUAUUGUAGGCUGGCUGAAUUAUUUAGCAUCCGAGAAUAGACGGACAGAGAUAGUUGAUCCGCUUUGUGAACGAGUGCAGACUGAAAGCCUUGAUUCCCUGCUUUCAGUUGCCACUCAGUGUGUUUCUUCAAGCCCCGACGACAGGCCCACAAUGCACAGGGUUGUUCAGAUUCUCGAAUCUGAAGUCAUGACUCCAUGUCCCAGUGACUUCUACGAUUCAAGCUCGGAUUGAAGGCUCUAGCUAGAUGUGAAGAAAAUUAAUGAUUUGAGUUUGCAUCUGCAACUUCAUGCAGUAAAUUGAGGAGUGAUGCAAGUUUAUGGGAAUUAAAGUCUGCAAAGAUUCUUCUAUUGUACUAUAUUUAUCGAUUCUUUCUGCAGAUGAACAACGAAAAAAGAUCAGUUCAACUGCCAUCAUUCCUCAAAUUCAGAGUUGCUAGCUAGUUAUCACGAGGUUCAUUGUGCUUAAUCCUGUUUUUGAUUUCAUCAUAUUUCUCCAGUGCAUUGAGCUUUUCAUUUCACCAGGGGAACGGAAUGUGUACGAGUGGCAUGAGCAAUCAAAUCUCUUUUGUAUCUUUCAUUUGCCUUUUGUUUGUAGGUUUUCUUGCUGUAAUUGUAUAUGGAAAUGAUUGAAUUGAUAUGACACUUGCCUUUUGCUAAGUUGAUAUCCUUUUUGUAUAUUAUGAUGCUUCCCACAAUAUCACUUGAUUGCAAGUAUUUUGCCUUGACACUUUA
Messenger RNA from Solanum lycopersicum (tomato), 2722 nucleotides. Its product is annotated as LRR receptor-like serine/threonine-protein kinase FEI 2. Gene Ontology annotation, biological process: protein phosphorylation. The record is from RefSeq and is a predicted model, not a curated record. Gene Ontology annotation, molecular function: protein kinase activity; protein binding; ATP binding. NCBI's taxonomy places the organism in Eukaryota, Viridiplantae, Streptophyta, Magnoliopsida, Solanales, Solanaceae.